CGGUCGUGGGCCGGGUUAACAACGUCCGCCACCGGCGCCGUUGGAAAUUCAGCUACUGUGGGUCGAAGUCGAAGAAGAAGAAGAGGUGGCAAGCGGGUUCUUCGGCAGAAAGAGAAGAGGAAAGCACAGAGGCUAGAACUGAAUGUGGGGACUUUGAAUGUUGGGACUAUGACAAUGGAAAGGCAGUUGGUCCUGAUGACAUUCCUGUGGAGACAUGUCAUUUUUUAGUAGUGAUCCCAACUUCUGUCCCGAGUGUGGGAAUGCUCUUCCUCUACCAGGGAUGGAAGACAUUAUCCGCUGUCCCCGCUGCAAAUUUGCCACUUCUAUAUCAGAGUUUUCAGGCCGGGAAAUUCGCUCGACAGUCGUCUUUAAUCCAGUGAACAAGUCUACUGUGGUUCUGGACGGCAGUGACGACUCUGACAUGAAGGGUCCUGUGAUCGACAGACGCUGCUCUCGCUGCAAUAAAGAAGGCAUGCUUUAUCACACCAGGCAGAUGAGAUCUGCAGAUGAAGGCCAGACUGUCUUUUUCACUUGCAUGCAUUGCAGGUAUCAAGAGAAGGAGGACUCCUGAGCGGAUUUCCAUGUGGCUGCUCUGCUUUUUUUUUUUUUUUUUUUUUUCUUCUUUAACCCCAUUGGGUCCUCAUCUUUUUUUAAUUUAGGCUUAUCCCGUUAGGUGUCGCCACAGCGCAUCAUCCUUUUCCAUGUAAGCCUAUCUUCUGCAUUCUCGUCUGUAACACCAACUGCCCCUCUCGUUUCCUCACGACAUCGAUCAACCUUCCUUCCUCGACCUCUUUCCUGGCAGCCCCAUCGUAAAAAUGUAAAAUACGAGAUUGAAUUUAAGAACCAACACCUCUUGGCCCCCCAUCAAGUCUCUGCAUUGUUGAACAAUUCAAUUGUAUUUCUCACUCAUCCAUUUAAAAAGAAAAUGUCAUCUGAAGAUCUUUGUACAAGCCAUUUUCACACUUCUUAAGACCUUUUCUAUCAGCCUUUUUCAUUUCUAGACUAACUCUUCUCAAUGUAUGGUUUGAUUUGAAAUAUCUGUUCAACAAAAAAUGUUUCUUUUAUAGAUGUA
Messenger RNA from Phycodurus eques (leafy seadragon), 1072 nucleotides. RefSeq names its product RNA polymerase I subunit H (gene polr1h). Bases 215 to 571 code for a protein of 118 amino acids. NCBI's taxonomy places the organism in Eukaryota, Metazoa, Chordata, Actinopteri, Syngnathiformes, Syngnathidae. Gene Ontology annotation, biological process: DNA-templated transcription; termination of RNA polymerase I transcription. The transcript has 5 exons. The record is from RefSeq and is a predicted model, not a curated record. Gene Ontology annotation, cellular component: RNA polymerase I complex. Gene Ontology annotation, molecular function: nucleic acid binding; zinc ion binding; DNA-directed RNA polymerase activity.